This is a messenger RNA of Patella vulgata (common limpet), 4509 nucleotides long. RefSeq names its product CTD small phosphatase-like protein 2. The transcript has 12 exons. The record is from RefSeq and is a predicted model, not a curated record. NCBI's taxonomy places the organism in Eukaryota, Metazoa, Mollusca, Gastropoda, Patellidae. Gene Ontology annotation, molecular function: phosphoprotein phosphatase activity. Bases 136 to 1398 code for a protein of 420 amino acids.
AACCGCGCACUGUUUACUAUGCAAUAGGAACGCAUGCGUAAAAUCAAACAUCCGGGUAACUCGGCCUACGCGCGAAAUGGAGUAGAGGUAAACAGUAAACGCGAAUGAGAAUAUUCUGGAUAGAAAGCAGAUAAGAUGCAGCUGCGACAGAAGUCGAGCGAAGUAUCUCCACCUCCAGAAAAAUCAAAUCGAGUGAAAAAAUUGCUUGGUCAACGUAAAAGAGAGAUUGGAGGUGUACGGAAAGUCGAGAAUGGGAAGACAACUCCAGAGAAGAAACCAAGAUUAGACCCUUGCAAUGGUGACCUCAAUGAAUCUACAGAAAGUUUUAUUACAUCCACACCUCAAAUUAACCUCUUAAAAAAGAAAGAAAGCAAGCAAGGGAACAAAAUCUCCCCAACGGAUACUGGGAGCACUACAUGUACAACAGUCCUUGGAACAAAUACAAUUUUUUCACCACGUUAUGACCAGACAGUAUGGGAAGUAAAUGGAACAAAUGGUAGUUUAAAUGGAGAUUUUAAAGUCGAUGUACUACCACCAGAUACUGAACCUAUUGGAACUGUAUUACGUACAUGUAACUCUGUAGGUAAAGAAAAUGAAGAUCCGUGUAAAGAGAAUUACUGUGAAAUAGUAACAGAGGAAAAUAAUAAUGGAAGUGUUCAGAUGUAUAAUCCCUCCGUCCCGUCUGUAGAGUGUGAUUCAAAUUAUGUUGUCUGUGAAGAAGAAUGUGUUGAAGGUGAAACUUACGAGUGGGAACAAGAAGCAUGUGAUCCGUAUGCCAUUAUAAAGAAUUUACCACCUCUAACGGAUGAAUUAAGGGCAAGAGUACCUGCCUUACCUGUCAAGACAAGAAGCUCACCCCAGUUUUCAUUAGUGCUAGAUUUGGAUGAAACAUUAGUGCAUUGUAGUCUAACAGAGAUGGAAGAUGCAGCCUUUUCAUUUCCUGUUGUGUUUCAAGAUGUGACUUACCAGGUUUAUGUGAGAACACGACCAGGGUUUCGUGAAUUCUUAGAAAGAGUGUCGAAGAUGUAUGAGGUUAUUUUAUUCACAGCUUCUAAAAGAGUUUAUGCUGACAAAUUACUCAACUUGUUAGAUCCACAGAAAAAACUUAUAAAACAUCGGUUGUUCAGAGAGCACUGCGUUUGUAUUAAUGGUUAUUACAUUAAAGACCUCUCCAUACUAGGGCGAGAUUUGUCAAAGACGCUCAUAGUUGAUAACUCACCACAGGCCUUUGGUUAUCAGCUUGAUAAUGGAAUACCUAUUGAAAGCUGGUUUAUGGAUCAGGGAGAUCAGGAACUAUCUAAACUCUUGCCGUUCCUUGAAAGUUUAGUAGCAAUGAAUGAAGAUGUUAGACCUUAUAUUCGUAACCGAUAUCGUCUUCAUACAUUAUUACCACCAUAGGCAGCAUACGGUAUCCAUUUUAGAGCUCCAGUCAUUUAAGGCAAUCACAGUCAUUGGUUUGGAAUCAGUCUUAUUCAAAACCAUUUAAGAGAUAAUGUUUUUAGUGUAUAAAGUGUUAUGAAGUAUAUUUGUAAAAUUUGUUGUUAUAUCAAUUUUCUUCAUUGUAAUCAAAAACAGAUUCCAUAUUUUACCUAUUAUAAUCACAAUGAUAAUGCCUGUAAUUUGUUAUAUUAUUUAAGGUUUUGUUUUGUAUAUAAUAUGCUCAGUAUUAUAUGAUUGAGUAAUUUGGUUUUGUAUGGCAUUUUCCUACUUUUACUUCUUUGACUAUCAACACUAAUCUCUUGUUAGGCAGCACAUCAUUAAAAGAAUAAAAUACACUUAUGUAGGAGUAGAUAAGUCAUUUUAUUAAAUUCUUGAGCUUUUGCCAAAUCUUGAAGAAUUUCAUUCCUUUCCUUUUUACCAAAGACAAUUGCAUGAAAUAUAUCAUGAGUUAUUUAUUUAUCAUUCAUAUUUAACAUAUGAAGGCAGCCAUAUUCGUAUUUGAGAGAGAACAGAAAUAUUUAAUUGUAAAUUUUUGUUAUAUUUUUAAGUCUUGAGGCUGCCUUUUAAAGAUCAUGCCAUGUGUGUAUGGCAAACAAAGAUAAUUUAAAGUUUUGAAUACUGGUAGUUUCAGUUUACAUUGACCACUAUUAAAAGAUUUUAUUUUGAAGAAUUUUAGUUACAUAUGUGAAAGCAAUUUAUUUUAAUCUUGAAGAUAUGUCUGCAUAUUUUUGUAAAAAGAAAUGAAGAUUGUAAUUUAUGAUUACCAGUAGUCAAUUUAAAGGAUUUUCCUAAUAUAUAAAAGAUAAUCAUUAUUUAUGAAUCCACCAAUUCGUCUGAUCCACCAUACAUUAAGUUUCAUCUAUUUUUAAAUGUAUUUUCAGAGUCAAUUGAUUGUUAAUGAUUCAUUACCAUCCCAUUAAGAUCUAUUUGUGAAAAGAUAGCAUUCUUCAAUUCUUAUACAAUUUUAUUUUAGGAAUAUAGUUUCAUUAUCCAUUUAGGACUAUUUCUUUUAAAAUUACCUGGGGUAAUGGGAACACCACUCUUUAUAGACCCCCUACUAACAAAAUGGGUAUAUUUGUUAAUGUCUCUGCAAACAGAAUAUUUUUUUUUAUUCUUUCUAAAAAUUCUUUCUAACCAUGCAGAGCUUUUUUCAAAACCCCAAUUGAUAGAAUCCAUUUUUUUUUUUCCAAGACCCCCUCACCUGUCAGAUUAUUUUUGAACGUGGCCUUCUCACCCACCCAGGUAAUUUUAAAUUGAAUAGCCCUUAUCUCUGUCUUAGUUUUAUUACAAUGAAGAAAAUGUCUUAACCUUAGAUCAAAUGUAUUAUUAUUACUAUUAUUAUUAUUUGUGAAAUUUUUAUUGGAUAUGUAUAUUUGUUUGUGAAAUAAUUAUAUUAUAUUAACAAAGAAUUAAAAUAACUUGAGAGACUAUUGUAGUUUUAUAUAAAUAGAUUAUUAUAUCUUUUAGAUAACUUUCCCAGUUUUAUUGCUAAAUUUUGUGGAAAUAGAAAUAUUAAGUGUCUGUUUAUUUUGUUUGUUGUUGUUGAGGUUGUUUGUAUUUUAUUUGUUUUUUUUCUUUCUUGAAUUUGUUCUUGCAAAAACCUCUUCAGUGACCUUGAUGUGUAGAACCACUGGAAUGUAUUUAACAGUGUGUUCGUAAUUAUGCAAAUCUUAUUUUGUGUGUUGCUUAUUGCUAAACUGAGUUUUCAUUAGUGCUACAUUUUUGUAUUUCUAAAUAAUAAGUGCAUUAAUUUUUUACAAAAAAAUUAUUCAUACAAGAUAGUGAUUUAAAAUAAAAAGAAGAUAUUCCACCCUCAAUCUUACAAAUUUGAAAUUUUGAAGAAUAUAGUGUGAAUCGUUUUCUCAAUAAAGUUAUUUCCCUUCUUAUAUUUUCCUGUAUAUUCAAUGCUUAAUAUUGAAAUAUAUUUUGCUGGGUUGGGUCAACUUUCUUUCUCAACUUUUCAUGCUUUUAUAUGAAAAGUAACUGCAUAUAUUUGAUUUUUUUACUUUACUACAGCAGAUGUUUCUUUUUUACACAUUUGAACACCGUUUAAAACUGUUGAUAAAUUGCUUCUCAUAUUAUUUUUAUGGUGCCAAUAAUACAACAUGAAAUGAAUUCUUAAAUUUACCACUUGGAAGUUAUAUUUGAAUUUAUCAUAGUGCUAAUUUGAUAUUCUGUAAAUAUAGUUACAGAUGUUAUUAUUCUUGAACAGUCCAAUUUAUGGUCUGAGGUACAAACAUCAAAUAUUUUUUAAUUCAAACUUGUCAUAUUGUUCAAACUCAACUUAAGUGAAUUUAAAGUUAACAUUGCUCAUACAAUCACUACUUUAGUACUUAGAAAAAGUAAUUUAAAGUCUCUGUAAAAAUUACUAUUAAUAUUUUUAAAAUGUAGAAUAUUUUAUUACCAUUUAUUUUGAAUAAAGUUCUAAAUGAAAAUUUUAAACUUACGUAGUAUGAUUAUUUUAAAUGUACAUAGUGUAAAAACAGAUACGUAAGAAUAUUAUUGAGUUAAUAUUUAUGCGAUUAGACAACCAGUAUGAUUAUUUUGUUACUGCACAAAAAUAGGGAAUAGGACUAGUCUAAAGUUUUACUGAAAUUGUUCAAGUGCACUCUGUCUCGAUCAAUGAGAUUAUUACAAAUGAAUUUGACUUCAAACAUCUUUAUAUCUCAAGUCAUGUGGUUUCAUAAAUUGAAUACCCCUGUUUGGUGCAUGAAAGCCAUAUGCAGCAUUAUAAAUUUGUUGAAACACAUUCUGAACAAUUGAACAGUUUAUGAACAUGCUAGCAUCCUUGAUUUUAUGAUUUCUUCUACAUCAUGCGUACAUAUUUUAAAAACACAAUUGCUUUCUCCUUUCAAACUUUGUAAUCAUUUUCAUAGUUGUACAUUUUUUCAUUGCAGUAGGUUUGUUUGCAAUGCAAUUGUUACUACUACUGCAACUACAUUGGUUGUUCUUGCAAUAAUAAAUUGUGUUGAAAAGUAUAUUUUGUACAUGUCAGUUAUCAACAAGAUAGAUUUAUAAUUAUAUGCCACCUUGUUGUCACAAAUAUAAAUCUUCACUUCUAGAGUUUAA